AUGCAGGGUGGGUUGAGCCAAGCGGACUUGAAGGCACUGGAGGCCAUCAUCGUGCAGCAAGAGCUGCGCUACGUGGUGGAGGGCAUCACCCUGCCGUACGCGCAGUGCUACUCGCUGCAGCAGCUGCACAACGCCACCGACGGCUUCGACGACCAGCUGCUGCUGGGGCAGGGUGGAUUCGGCAAGGUGUACAGAGGGGUGCUGAACGGUGAGGCGGUGGCGAUAAAGAAGGCGACCAAGAAGCAUCAGCAUGACGGAAAGGCCUUCACGAACGAGAUCGAGCUUCUCACCAAAGCGUCACACCGCAACCUCGUGCAGCUCAGAGGGUUCUGCGUCGAGAAUGAUGAGCAGCUGCUGGUGUUUGAAUUCAUGGAGGGCGGUGCUCUGAAUGAAUGGAUCGCGGCAACUCCUUCCCACCCCCAUCUCCUUCCUCCUUCCCCCCCCCAUCUCCUUCCUCCUUCCCACCCCAUCUCCUUCCUCCUUUCCACCCCCAUCUCCUUCCUCCUUCCCAACCCAUUUCCUCCCUUGCCACACAUCUCCUUCCGCAUUGAUCCUGAGGCGCAGUCUGACGUGGAGAACGUUGCGAGUGCACUGCGCUACCUGCACAGCGAACUUCUGAAUGGAGAAAGUGUUGUGCACGGGGACAUCAAGCCGGACAACAUCCUGCUGACGGCAGGGCAGCCCAUGGAGGCGAAGGUGGCGGACUUUGGGACGUCCAAGACGCUGCCGGAGCGCGGCAAACUGGAUUUUGGGCUUCGGGCGAUACGCGUAAUGUUCCUCCCAUCCCCCCUCUCCCCCUCCCCCCCUCCCCCCCUCCCCUCCUCCCCUCCUCCCCAGGGCUACCUCGACCCGGACUUCAUGCACUCAAACAAGCUGACAGAGUAUAGCGACGUGUACAGCUUCGGCGUGGUGCUGCUGCAGCUCGCCACGGGGCAGCCUCCACUCGUCCCGAGUGACCAUGGGAAAGUGCUGCUCAGGCAGGGAGUGGGGAAGGUGAGCGCGCGGGAGAUGGUGGCGGGGCGGGAGGAGGCGUUCGACACGUUCCUGCGCCUGGUGCUGUGGUGCACAGAGGGGCGCCCCAAUGACCGCCCCACCAUGGUGGACGUGGAGUCUGCACUGCGCAACAUCCAACAAGCUGCUGCUGCUGCUGGUGGGCUUCAGGCGGUGCAGCAGCAGCAGGGUGUGGCACGAGGGGCGAAUGGGUUGGCUCCCCAAUGUGGCCCUGGGCUUGUCGCUGGAACCCCCUUCCAUCCAGUGCCGCCCAGGAGGGUGCAGAGGUGGGAAACGGGUACGGUGGUAGCUCGCCUGCUGCAGCUGGUGGAUUUAUGGAGGAAGAAACUGAGACAAUGA
Closterium sp. NIES-65 is the source of this 1350-nucleotide messenger RNA. NCBI's taxonomy places the organism in Eukaryota, Viridiplantae, Streptophyta, Zygnematophyceae, Desmidiales, Closteriaceae. The record is from the annotation of a GenBank genome assembly.